UGGUUUGAUAACGGAGAACCCAUUCAAGUGCUGUGUGACAUGACAACUGAGGGCGGUGGAUGGACAGUCUUUCAAACACGAAUGGAUGGAUCAGUGUUCUUCUACUUGGGAUGGGAAGAAUACAGAGUGGGAUUUGGAAAUUUGAACGGGGAGUUCUGGUUAGGGAAUGAUAAUCUUCACUGUCUAACUGCAAAUGCUACUAUGAUGCUCCGAGUUGAUUUGGAGGAUUACGAUGGUGUCCGAAAAUAUGCCCAGUACACGACAUUCACUGUAGCUGACGCGGACGACAACUAUCGACUGACGAUUGACGGAUAUAAUGGCACCGCGGGUGACUCGAUGGUCGUGUGUGAUAGGCCAGCUAAGUACGUACGCAGGAAAAAGGAUACAGGUUAAAUCGUUCAACAGCCAUUAAGCUUCGUAACAGAAGGUGAAAAAAAGCAUUUUUGCCGGUCGGUUGGUAUUUUAGUGUUGAGUAAUAGAUGUCUCCUGCCUUUCUUCUCCAAGAUCACGUACUCUAAAAAUCUGCACUCUCUAGAAAAAACAUUAAUGCCACUGAAAUUUCCAAUCGGAAUUUCCGGUUUUCCCUUAUAGAGUAUAAGUACCCCGACUGAGUGUUGAUCCGGCCAGGAAUCGGACCCGGGCCAGUCAAGUGCCCAAUCGAUUGUCCAAAACAAGUCGAUUUUUUGCUUUCAAAAAGAAUCAAAUUUAAACUUGAAAACGCCUUUUUUAGUUUACUACGAGUCUUCUUGAAUAAUGGAAAGUGAGUUUGAUCAACCACAAUAAAUAAUUGUCACAAUAAAGAUCAAUUCUAAGAGAUCCAAAGAUGGGAGGUGUGCCUACAAAAAUACUGGGUCGAGCCACCUUAGGGCCUGUUAACAUGGAGUGGGGGACCUCGGUCUAGUAGGGUUGGUUUCUUUUGUUUUCACGCUCUGGGGGAACACAAAACAAAAGAAACCUACCCCACUAGACCGGGGUCCCCCACUCCAUGUAAACAGGGUCUUAGUAUCGCGGUUGUUUUUGUUGCAAGGAGAAUUGUCUUUCACCCAUAAUCUUUGCUUCUUUAGAAACAUGAUGUUUACGACGCAGGAUAAAGACAAUGAUGUGUAUUCCAUAAAAAAUUGUGCGGUUGAGUUCAAAGGAGGAUGGUGGUACAAUAAGUGCCAUUGCUCUAAUCUCAAUGGUUUGUACCAAGGAGGCUCUCACCCACAUGGCGUCGUGUGGCAUUCAUUUAGUAGCCAGUGGCAUUCCCUGAAACACGUGGAGAUGAAAUUUCGACCUAAUUGA
This is a messenger RNA of Porites evermanni, 1284 nucleotides long. The record is from the annotation of a GenBank genome assembly. Lineage: Eukaryota; Metazoa; Cnidaria; Anthozoa; Scleractinia; Poritidae.